AUGGCCUGCUGUCCAACAAUUUCAUUCAUUAAAAUCUUACAAUUUAUAGUUGUCUGUUGUAUAUUUGGCCUCGAUAUACGGGGUAAAGCAUUCUCAGAUUCUUCAAAAAAUGAAACUCUUUUGAAUGAAUUAGUGGAUAAAAUACCAGAGAAUAACAUAACGAUUCCACUUUUGAAUAUCAAAUUAAAUGCUGAAUCAAUACCGACAGAGUACAUUUCGACUGGCACUGUGGUAGCCUAUUUUAUUAUUAUUUUUGUAUCAUUCGUAAGUGGUUUGUUCGGAUCACCGCUAACUAAACUUCCUGUAAGUAUUUGUGUACACUGUUAAAAAUUUCUAUUGUAAUUUUACAAGAAAUGUAUUGGAAGCUAAUAGGCAAAACAUUUAUUUAAAAUUACAAUCGGGUAUAGUAAAAUUACAAAA
Molecule: messenger RNA, 420 nt
Organism: Cotesia congregata
Lineage: Eukaryota; Metazoa; Arthropoda; Insecta; Hymenoptera; Braconidae
Source: the annotation of a GenBank genome assembly